Molecule: messenger RNA, 1539 nt
Organism: Harmonia axyridis
Lineage: Eukaryota; Metazoa; Arthropoda; Insecta; Coleoptera; Coccinellidae
Product: putative ribosome-binding factor A, mitochondrial
Exons: 8
Coding region: 267-1298 (343 amino acids)
Biological process (GO): rRNA processing
Source: RefSeq, a predicted model, not a curated record
AACAUAUUUUUGAUAUGUGUAUAAUUUUCUGUGAUCGAAAAUAUAACCGUAGAUGGGUAUAAAUUUUUCGAAGUGUAAAUAAAUGAAUGUUCUUUGCGAAAUAUUAUGAUAAUUCAUAAUUUAUUAUAUAGAAUUCUUGAAAUAUUUCGGUGAACACCAAAUUAAUAAUUUAUUGUAUCAGCAAACCUGAAGGUGGAAAAUUCUUAUGCAAUAGACACCAAGAUCAGUUUGAAAGUUCAUACUGUGGAAUCAAUAUAUUGAGAGUAAUGGCUAGGAAUGGCAUAACAAUUAAACCAUUUUGCAGAUUUUUGCAUUUUUCUUAUUCUAAAAAUGCUAAUGUUCACAAGGCAUUCCGUAAAGUAUUGUCAUUCAAUACUUCAAAGAAGAGAAAAUUAAAAUUUGAGGAAUUCCCAAUCUUACCUAGUCGUAUUGAUAUGAAGCAAGAUGAAACAAAAACUAAGUUUAUUCCAAGUUUAAGAAGGGUCAAUGUAUUGAAUAAAAUAUUUAUGAGAUAUAUUACAGAUUUGAUAGUGAAUAGUGAACAUUGGGAGAAAUAUAAUAGUCUAGGAAUUGAAAUAACAAAGGUUGAAGUUUCUCAGGACUACAAACAAUUGAAUAUAUUUUGGAUCAGUAAAAAAUCUGAAAAUGAAAAAGAUAUUUUAGGUUUUUUGGAAAAUAACAUGUACACUUUACGUCAUGAACUUUCUCAAUUGAAAGUUAUAGGAAUAGUUCCACCAGUCAGCUUUGUGAAAGAUAAAAAUCAUACCCAAAUAAUGGAAUUAGAUAAAAGGUUGGCAGAAGCAGAUUACGGAGUUGAUUAUGAACCACUAUCAGUCAGUAGAUUGAAGCAUCAACUUGAGCUUUACUGUCCACUAGAAGAAAAUAUUAAGAAUCAACUUGAAAUAAUAGAGGAUGAUAAUAAAGAAGAAGAAUUGGAUGUGGAAUAUCCUGAGAUGCCUCAAAAUGUAUUAGGUUUAGAUCACGCAAAUAUUAUGAAAAAGUUAUUGGCUACUAAGAAAAUUCAAACAGAAUACAAUAUUUUAGGAGACGAAAAACACGCCAGAAAAUCUUCUGAAAAUGUUGAAGACACAACAUCUUCAAGAGAUGCUUUCAUAUCUUUUCUGCAGAAACGACAGCUUCUUAACCAAAAAUUAAACAAAGAAGAUAAAAAUUAUAAUCCAGAUAUGGAGUAUAUAAAAGAAGAAAUGAGCCAUUCAUUUGAAGAACACUACGAUAACAUUGAAGAAAAUUUGGAUAAAUUCGAGGAUUAUAUCGAAGAUGAAACUUAUGAAAAAUAGAAUUAAUUCAUGGAUAAUAACUGUGAUGAAGUUGAGAAUAGUUAGUCAACACCUGCAAAUAGACAAUGUAGGAUAUAUUGCGAACUUACAAGUGUAAAAUUUCAUUGGAAUAAGAGAAUAUCUCUUUGAAAUAUGGAAUAAGUGGAUUUCAUAGAAUUCAUGUUUUUUGAUAAGAUUAAGGUGGAGAUACACAUUUUUCUUGUGGAUUAGUAUAAUAAAAGAAAAAUCUAUAAUAAAAUUU